AAGUAAGAAUCUUUGUUUGGGUUGGAGCCAUUGUUGGAUGUGUUUAAUAAGGUUGAGAUUGGUUCAAGUGAACCCGAAAAAUCCACUAUCGGAGGUCGAUUAUUCAACAAAUAUGAUCGGAUUAGUUGCUAUGUAACUUUUUGUUGACUUAAUCUUUGCGUAAGAACGGAUUUACCUAGUUACUAUAAAUUGACUUCUCUUGUUUAAUUUUUGGUGCUACUGAAUCUCAAGUGAUCUGAUGUACUCGGUUAAUAAAUAUGCAUAUGCUUACUGAUAAAAAGUUUACGUUGUAUGUCACUGGAAUAACAAAAAAUUUGGAUAAAAUCUUGUUGGAAUGAAAUUUUUUGCAAGAGUUGGAAGAAUAAUCUUGAUGAGUGCAAUUGGGGUUAAAGUUAUUAGCAGAACAUCAUUAACGAAAUGUUCAUUUCUUAUGAUCGAGGAGAUUUGUAUCAGACAAAAGAUUUUUCUUGUAGAAACUUUAUCCGAUUCCUGGUUUUUUGUUUUUUCCUUUUCACGGUUGUUAUUAUUUUGAACUUCUAAUUUCUCUUGCAGGCCUUUCUAGAGGUUGAUAUUGUUGCGUAUGGAGGUAUGCGUGUAUCUAAUGAUGGCUGAGUGAAAAGUUCAGAGCCUCACACUGCCGUUUUAGAGAACUCAUCUAUUCAUAUUCACAAAAUGCCGCAAUGGCCAACUAGUGGUCGAAGUCUGCUGAAGAUACUUCGUCCCUUAAUGCUUAUGCUCAAACCAAUUGUUCAAUUUCUUUUGCUGCUUUGGUAUAUUUGCAUGAAGAUACCGGCUCCUGAUGCCUUUAUAGUCCAGAAUCCACCGUCUGUUCCUACCCUAGUGGGUGUAAAGUGGGCUAGCUGGUCUAGACAUUCGACAUUUAUUGUAGAUUGGCAUAAUUUUGGAUAUACACUGCUUGCCCUAUCACUUGGAAGGAGUAGUUUAUUCGUGUCGCUAUAUCGUUGGAUUGAGAAGCAGUAUGGCAAGAUGGCCCAUGGUUCUUUGUGCGUGACCAGGGCAAUGCAACAUGAAUUGGCUGAGAACUGGGGAAUCAAAGCCACUGUUCUGUAUGACCAGCCCCCAGAGUUUUUCCGACCUGCUUCCCUUGAGGAGAAGCACAAUUUAUUUUGCAGGAUCAGCAAAAGCCUCAGCCUGCCAUCUGGUUUUCAGGAUUGCAUUAGUAAUGGAAUGACAGCAUCAGAUAACAAUGAUCCUAAUGUAACUCCAUUUACAGCUCAGCUUGGCACUGAUAUUUUCCUGAAGCAUAAUGGACCAGCGCUCAUUGUUAGCAGCACAAGCUGGACUCCAGAUGAAGACUUUAGCAUUCUUUUGGAAGCAGCACUCAUGUAUGAUAGACGCGUUGCUGCACUAUUAAAUGAGGAUGACUCGAGCGGAGAUGAAGUUGUUUGGAAGGAAAUUUCUGACGGGAAGCAAUUCUCAUACCCAAGGUUGUUAUUCAUCAUUAUUGGGAAGGGGCCUGAAAAGGAAAAAUAUGAACAAAAAAUAAGGAAACUGAACCUCAAACGCGUGGCAUUCCGUACUAUGUGGUUAUCAACAGAGGAUUAUCCUUUGCUCCUUGGGUCAGCAGAUCUUGGUGUUUGCCUGCAUACUUCUUCAUCAGGGUUGGAUCUACCCAUGAAGGUUGUGGAUAUGUUUGGCUGUGGACUCCCUGUCUGUGCUGUUUCAUAUUCUUGUAUCAAGGAGCUGGUAGAAGUUGAAAAGAAUGGCCUCCUUUUCUCUUCAUCUUCAGAACUAGCUGAUGAACUCAUGAUGCUAUUCAAGGGUUUCCCAGAAAAGUGUGAUGCUUUAAAGAAGUUGAGAAUGGGCGUGAUGGAAAGGGUAUCUUCAGCAAGGUGGGCGACCGAGUGGGAGGAAAAUGCUAAGCCCUUAAUAUCUAAGGUCAUUUCUGAGAACUUCAGCUGAAGGUGCAGGAGUGUAACAUAAAAAAUUUUCGAGUUUGAAAUUUUCUUUAUGCAUUUAUAUGUAGUUAUACCCUAACUCAUCAAGUCUCUGGUCGUGAGGGGACUACUCUUGCUCCCCUGCGGCCCUGCCUGCCCCCUACGAGAAAUUAUAGCUUAGAAGGAUGGAUUAUUUUCUGCAAAUUAGAGUGGAUUUUGUUACUUCUUGUUGAGCACCUUUGAAACUUGCAGUGGGUCGCAAUACAUUUGGAACUCAGUAUGAUAAUGCGACAAUUUAUGCCUUAUCCAA
Molecule: messenger RNA, 2208 nt
Organism: Olea europaea var. sylvestris
Lineage: Eukaryota; Viridiplantae; Streptophyta; Magnoliopsida; Lamiales; Oleaceae
Product: UDP-glycosyltransferase TURAN-like
Exons: 15
Coding region: 673-1923 (416 amino acids)
Cellular component (GO): endoplasmic reticulum
Molecular function (GO): mannosyltransferase activity
Source: RefSeq, a predicted model, not a curated record